Molecule: messenger RNA, 3523 nt
Organism: Coccinella septempunctata (seven-spotted ladybird)
Lineage: Eukaryota; Metazoa; Arthropoda; Insecta; Coleoptera; Coccinellidae
Product: protogenin-like
Exons: 17
Coding region: 155-3448 (1097 amino acids)
Biological process (GO): cell-cell adhesion; axon guidance
Cellular component (GO): axon; plasma membrane
Molecular function (GO): protein binding
Source: RefSeq, a predicted model, not a curated record
AACAGGAACCGAGUGAGCAAACGAAGUCAGCCACCUAGUCGAAACAAAAAGCAUUGCGUAUCGCGUUCAGUCAGUUCCACCAGCCCGCGUGUGUACGUUGUGGUAGGACGAGAGUGUUUCCCGUGUUAAACAGUGUCCAAAUGACUUCUUCUUUAUGGCUAUGCUAUUUCUUCGAGUCUUCUUUGUGUGUGCAGUAAUAUUGUCUGUCUGUCCAGCAAAAACGAAAACACAGGUAGCGAACAUAAACAGCGUUUCGGGAGUUAAGAACAUAACGGAUACCCACAAUGUGACAGAUCCAGAAGACGUCGUAGUGCUGAAGGGCCAACCGGCCACUUUGCGGUGCAGCAUCAAACCGCCUGGCACCACUUCUGACAUUCCUACAGUGAUAACGUGGCUGCAUCAGAAUCAGCCGAUACCGGAAGACGACAAUAGAAGGACGGUACAGAAGGAUGGCAGCCUUUACAUACCCAGAGUUACAGGCGGUAGAAGGCCUUUGACGGGCAGCUACAGGUGCAAGGUGAAAAAUGGAGUUGGAGCGGUGAUCAGCGGGGAGGCCAAAGUACAAAUUGCUUCCUUGGAUUUCAAUGUCACAGAUCUUCUUCUUGAUGUACCCGAAGAACAACCUAUCGUCUUACCUUGUCAGUUUCAUUCCGUACCAGAGGCGAAACUCCGAUGGGAAUUCAACAAACAACCUCUACCUCACGAUUCAAGAUAUGUUCCUCUUCCCUCUGGAGCUUUACUUAUCCUGAAGACUUUGAGUAAGGACGAUGGCGUAUUCAGGUGUGCCGUUACCAAUUCGUUAUUGAAGAAAACCAAAUACAAAAGUUUUACUUUGGCGGUGUCGCCGAAGCUGGAGAAAAAACUGCCGGUUUCUUUUUUACCUCUCCCUGACCCACUGAAUUCGACGGUGACGGUGGGCCUGAGAACUUCCUUGUAUUGCAGUGCUUACGGCUGGCCCCUGCCUAAGAUCGAAUGGUUGAAAGAUGGCAAGGUCAUCUCCAACACGAGUGUCCUGAACAUCAUCCCCGAUGCCCAAUCGGAGAACCUCACCUACGUGUGUCGAGCUCAAAACAGUCAACACACCGUAUAUCAGACUUAUCACCUCAAAGUUCAAAGAAAGCCGUACUUCACCAAGACUCCAACGUCGCUGUCUUACGUAAACGCGGGGAUAGUGAAGUUAGCGUGCGCGGCCGGAGGGUUCCCAACACCCUGUAUACAAUGGCUGAAGGACGGUAAGAAGGUGAAGCUUGGCGCAAGGACCAAGAUCAGGAAUGGGGCUUUGGUCAUGAGUCACACGUUCACGAGCGAUGUUGGCAUUUAUCAAUGUGUAGCGUCGAAUUCGGCCGGGAGUAUAUGGGCGCCUGCGCAGGUGGUGUCCGAUCCGAGGACACCAGCUAUUCCCCCACCGCCGCACCAUGUACAGUGUCGUUCAUACGACAGGAAGAGUAUUUGCGUAACGUGGCAGGAGCCCGAGAAUGUUGUAGUUAGGGCUUACAGCAUUUUUUCCUUCUAUAACACUCAUCAAGAGUGCACGAAUGGAAAGUGCCAAGGUACAAAUAAUACUAUAGGCUGUGAAGAUGGUUCUCAUGAAGAACCAGGACCUGACUAUGUAACCACAAAUGGUACCUAUAUUUUGGCAGAUAGAUUAAAUAGUAGUACAAAUUAUACAUUUUACGUAAGACUGUACUCCCGAGGAGCAAGCGAUGACUCCAAUUGGGUUACAUGCAAUACAGUUGUUAAGGGAGAGAGAAACCUUAGGUUCAGAUUAUUGGGACCUGAUUCGAUUGAGUUGGUAUGGUCUGAGAUUAGCUCCGAUAUUACCUGUGGUAGCACAAAUACUUCCUAUAUUGUUCAGUGGAAAAAUGAGGUUGAUCACAUGGUCAAUGCAAACACAACCGAUAACCUUAAGUACAACAUAACUGGCCUAAACCCGGAGGUCAAUUACCAUAUUCGCGUGAUGUCUUCCUCCUACCGAAACGAUGAUACCAAUUGGGUCCUGCUGAAGCUUCCCGAAGUGGACGACGAACCGGCCCCCAACCAAACAUACAUCAGCUUCGACAAGAAGACCAUCUCGCAGAAUGUGCCUACGAAUCCGGAGGGGUUCAGGGCCACGAACAUCAACUCCAAGUCGGUCACUCUGCACUGGAUGGCUCCGGAGGAGGAACCGGAGUUCUACGCCAUCUGUUACGCGGAAAUCGGGAAGGACUGCGAGAAAGGAACGAUCGUUAAAAGUCUGAGCAACAUAAAGCAAAUCGAAGACUUGAAACCAAAUACUAUGUAUGAAUUCAGAAUACGAUCCCAUAAUGCCGAAGGUUUUCAUGGACCCUUUUCGUCUCCUAUUGAAGUCCGAACCCAUCCAGAUGUGCCUUCAAGAGUAUUAGACUUAAAAUAUAAAAUAAUCAACGAUACAACGGCCUGUCUGGCCUGGUUACCCCCUCUUUAUACUCAUGGUAGAUUAAUGAAUUAUAUUGUCACUUAUACGUCAAACGCUAAUAGGCCUCUUGAAGAAUGGACCUAUCUCACUGUACCUGCGAACAGAGCAUCUGAUACGGCCUGCUGGUUCGAUAAGAAAAGUACAAUUUCUGUGAUGUUAAAAAACCUGGAGCUAACCGAAGCGUACACCGUGAUUGUCCGUGCGGCUUCAGACAACGGGCUCAGUGACCCUACGUUUCCUUUCGUGCUGAGAACUGCGUACAAACAGCAUGAUAGCAUGAGAACUGGAAUGCAGGAAAUCACCAACAAGCAGAAAAUGGGUGUGGUAGUCGGCUGCAUUCUGGCCCUUAUUUGCAUCGCGUGUUGCAUCAGCUGCAUCGUUCUGAGGCGGAGAUGCGUCAAGCGAAGGAAUUUGGCCCACGCCAGACUGGCCGCCUCCAACAACUACUACCCUGCGGUGGCGCACUACGCCACGCAGGGCAGUACGGUUCAGGUGAGGCUGGAGAACGUCUGCGCCGCCGAUUUGCGAGAGACGGAGAAUUUGGUGGCCGAGGAGGAUAGGAACGAGGCGUUACCGCAGCCGGUAUAUCUGGACUCAAAGGAAAGGGACGAAAUUCCAAAUGGCAAUGUGAAUGGUUUGAAUAAGCCAUUGACGAAUGGUCAUUUAUCGAAUGGACAUGUCCACAUUACCGAAAAUCCACAGUUCGAGAAGAAAGAAAAGAACGGGGACGUCCAGCGAAACGGCUACAAGAGGUCGCCCCAGUACACCCUGUUCAAGGACGACACCAACUCCAACCGUAUAACGACGCCCAGGCACAAGCACUACAUCGACCCGUCGCCGAAGAGACGGAACAAAUGCAACGGCCUGUUCAACGGCUGCAACCGCCUGGACGACGAGGCCGUACCCUUCUCCGGCAAGGACCUCGACCUGGAGACCACGUGCUCCCUGUUCGACGACCCCUUCAUCAUAGGGCAGCACCGGAAGAUAUCGCCGCUGAUGGGCGCCAACGUCUGACAGGAGUCGGGGGUGAAUAUGUAAUUUAAAAAAAAAAUCGACGGUAUUUUCGAGAAAGACGACUUUAUCUUUUAG